Messenger RNA from Cadophora gregata, 1107 nucleotides. RefSeq lists its product as uncharacterized. The transcript is spliced from 6 exons. Lineage: Eukaryota; Fungi; Ascomycota; Leotiomycetes; Helotiales; Ploettnerulaceae. The coding region runs from base 1 to 1107 and encodes 368 amino acids. The record is from RefSeq and is a predicted model, not a curated record.
AUGUCUUCUUCAAAGAAUCACCCUUUACCCGUUCCGCCAGGACAACAGCGACCUCGAGCAAAGUCGAACUUCAGCUUUCGCUCAACCCAUUCCCGCAAAAGUAGCAGCAGCAGUCAUAACAAGAUUGAUCUCCACGAGUCGCACGCAGAGAAGGAAUCCAAACGUCUUCAAACGAAAGCAGAUCCUCAGAUGGCACUGAACGAAGCUGAGCCUUCUGUGGUUGCAAGGGAAAAGGCAUCACUGGCACCUAUUCGAGCAAUUCAACACAGAGACAAUCAAGGAAACCCUAUAGCCGACCCUGACCGAUCGAAUCCUACUCGAAGCCGCUGGGAGAGACCUCUCGAUACCAUACGAUCUUUUGAGGCGGCGAUUGACGGAAACUAUUCACGUAAAUCAUACAUUCGCACAGAAUCCGACGGACAAUCGACUUAUAACCGCCAAAGCAGCUAUUUUGGAGGAACACAAGUCACAACAGAUGAACGGCCCCGAGGUCCGAAUGGUUACUAUGGUGGACGUUCGCAGUCGUACAGACCUGAUAGUUAUGCGGAUGGCAGAGCCAAUGGGAUGACAAGACCAGAUAGUUACUACAAUGACCACUCAAAUGGUUACCACCCAAAUCGUGCUCGAUAUCCCCGGACGGCAUCUGAACCGCAUUUCAACGGAAGUCAAGGAGUGUAUCCUAUGCCCGGCAACCAGUCAUCCUAUGAGACCGUAGCAACUGCGUCUGGAAGUGGCAGCUCAGACCCCGCAGGUUAUCAGACUCCCCUAAGCGAGAACAGCUCGGUGGAUCGUGUUGCACCUCUACCUCCGAUGAAAGAGCCUGGAGAAAGUUAUGGAUUUACAGGAUUCGGUGGAGGCCCGCAAUAUGCCCCCCCUGGAAGCAACCUGCAAGAACAGCAGCACUACGGUGGUAAUAGCCAGACACGACAAGCAAACGGAUACCCGACUCAAGUUCCUCAGGUUCCUAGGAAGGAAUCUGCGUCCCGAGUCCCUAUCAAGCUUGGAAAGUCCAACGGUUAUGCAGGUCCACCACAAAAUGAGUCCCAGCGACCGGCGGCAGGAGAGAAGAGGAAAUCUUGGUUUGGAAAAAGGUUCAGCAGAUCAUAG